AUGUCUGUACAUUCCAGCCACGGCCACCACCACCAUUCGCAUCAUCACCAUCAUCACGACCCCAACCGUUCGGAGAGAUCAGGCUCCCUUGCUAGUAGCCGCACCUACUCCUCUGGCGGAGGCGUGUACGGCGAUCGCGCGUACACGUCUUACGUCGGCCCCCCGCCGGGUGCAGAUCCUCAGCUGUGGCAGUACUUCAGUGCGGUCAACACAGAUCACUCAGGGGCGAUCACCGUGAGGGAGCUGCAGAAUGCGCUUGUGAACGACUUCGAUCUGGAUACUGUGAAGAUGCUGAUGAACAUGUUUGACAUCGAUCGGAGUGGGACGAUCGGAUUCAACGAAUUCUGCGGCCUAUGGAAAUACAUCCAGGACUGGCAGGGUGUCUUCAAGCACUUUGAUAGGGACAGGUCCGGAUCCAUUGAAGGAUACGAACUCGCAGAAGCUAUGCGUAGCUUCGGAUACAAUCUCUCUCCGUCUCUUCUAACCCUAAUUGAGCAGAAAUACGCUUCCGCACCUGCGGCAGGGUACGGACCUCCGCCGGGCAUCACCUUUGACCGCUUCGUUCGUGCAUGUGUUGUAGUGAAGGCACUGACGGAAGCCUUCAGACGUGUCGACACGGAUCAAGAUGGCUGGGUGCAAGUAAACUACGAAGAUUUCAUGAGAAUCGUGCUCAGCGCGCCGUAA
Molecule: messenger RNA, 684 nt
Organism: Postia placenta MAD-698-R-SB12
Lineage: Eukaryota; Fungi; Basidiomycota; Agaricomycetes; Polyporales; Adustoporiaceae
Exons: 7
Coding region: 1-684 (227 amino acids)
Molecular function (GO): calcium ion binding
Source: RefSeq, a predicted model, not a curated record